Molecule: messenger RNA, 1228 nt
Organism: Guyanagaster necrorhizus
Lineage: Eukaryota; Fungi; Basidiomycota; Agaricomycetes; Agaricales; Physalacriaceae
Product: arabinogalactan endo-1,4-beta-galactosidase
Exons: 8
Coding region: 149-1192 (347 amino acids)
Biological process (GO): pectin catabolic process
Molecular function (GO): glucosidase activity
Source: RefSeq, a predicted model, not a curated record
GACGAAACAUCCAAUCCAUAGGGCGUUUUUUUUUGGGUCCCCAGUCGGAUAAUCUUGUUUCUAUGUCAUCUGCCGUUCCUACCCCUACAGUUUCUGGAUAAACUCGUGUAUAUAAUGCAGGAGCACUUGGUGUGAAAGACUUGACCAAAUGGCUUUCUUGCUGAUCUUGUGGCUUCUCGUUCUCGCGCCCUUCUUGCGGGUCCAUUCGCUUGACUACUAUGGCGCUGACUUCUCCUCCCUGGUCAAUUUGGAGCGAUCUGGCAUUUCCUACUCGGAUGGUGGGAGCAAGAAAGCUUUCGAAGAUAUUCUCGCCGAUCAUGGAGCCAACAUUGCACGGAUCCGAAUCUGGACUAGUGAAAGCGAUUCUGAGUACAGUCUGGACUAUGGUCUCGCCUUGGCACGCAGAGUGGUGGAUGCGGGAAUGGCUUUGUUGAUUGACCUCCAUUACAGUGAUACAUGGGCAGAUCCCUCAAAACAGGCUAUUCCCUCUGCAUGGUCUGAGGAUUUGAAUUCUCUGAAUACUGAGAUAUGGCAAUACACGUUGGAUUUGGUCAACGCAUUCAAUGAUCAAGGGACUCCCAUUGAUUUUAUUCAAAUCGGCAAUGAAAUAAAUGGCGGCUUCUUGUGGCCAACAGGACAAGUCUCAGUAAACGGUUACGAGCCGUUGUCUGAGCUUUUGCACUCUGCGGUCAGUGCCGUCCGUCAAGCAUCCUCAUCGACAAAGACGGUCAUUCACCUCGCCAAUGGUUGGGAUAAGGACAGCAUAUUAUACUUCUACGAACAGGUCUUCGACUUCCAAGGUGAUCUGGAGCUCGAUGACAUAGACGUCAUGGCCUUCUCGAUGUAUCCUUUCUAUGAUUCGGGUGCCACACUCUCUGCCUUGCAAUCUAGUCUCAAGACGGUCGUUUCUACAUACAGCAAGGACGUGAUGAUCGUUGAGACCGACUGGCCAGUCCAAUGCUCUGGAGUCGAUUUGACUGAAAACAUUGCUGUAUCGGUGCAAGGACAAGAAACCUGGAUGUCCGACCUUGAGGACAUCGUGAAUGGACUUUCUGGUGGCCACGGAAUAGGUCUCUUCUACUGGGAACCGGGCUGGAUCGGUAACGCUGGCCUUGGCUCUAACUGUUCGGAUAACCUUCUGGUGGAUAGUUCAGGCAAAACUCGGGAUUCAAUUGAUAUAUUCGCGAGCUAGGCGUAGAUACUACUAAUUGUCAUAGCCGGCAAUAAC